Molecule: messenger RNA, 607 nt
Organism: Tarenaya hassleriana
Lineage: Eukaryota; Viridiplantae; Streptophyta; Magnoliopsida; Brassicales; Cleomaceae
Product: 40S ribosomal protein S27-2
Exons: 4
Coding region: 110-370 (86 amino acids)
Biological process (GO): translation; ribosomal small subunit assembly
Cellular component (GO): cytosolic small ribosomal subunit; ribosome
Molecular function (GO): structural constituent of ribosome; RNA binding
Source: RefSeq, a predicted model, not a curated record
UUUCCUAAACCCUAGAACUUUCUCUUCGCGAAGCCGCCUCAAGAGUGAGCCUGUUCGUAUCUCCUAGGGUUUCGCACAUUCGUUUUCUUCGCGCUUUCUGCAAACAAUCAUGGUUCUGCAAAAUGAUAUCGAUCUCCUCAACCCUCCGGCGGAACUGGAGAAGAGGAAGCACAAGCUCAAGCGUCUCGUGCAGUCCCCUAACUCCUUCUUUAUGGAUGUCAAGUGCCAGGGAUGCUUCAACAUAACUACGGUGUUUAGCCAUUCUCAGACAGUUGUGGUGUGUGGAAACUGCCAGACAGUGUUGUGCCAGCCCACGGGUGGUAAAGCUAGGCUCACCGAGGGCUGUUCCUUCAGGAGAAAGGGAGAUUGAGAUUCGAAUUCGACCAACAGUCUUUCCUCAGAUGUUGCUGUCGAUGUGGGUUUUGUCUAAGUCUAAGAUAUGGCAUGAAUCAGAUGUUUUUUGUUUGGGAUUUCUUUCUUGCUAAGCACUAAUGUCUCCCUGAUUUUGAACCAUACAUUUCUACUUCGAAGUUCUUUUGUCUUUUGAUUCUCCUGAUGCAACAGAAUCGGAUUUUAUUUGAAUAUCGGAGUCGUAAAUUGCUCGUUA